AUGGGGAACACCAUCAGGGCCCUGGUGGCCUUCAUCCCUGCUGACUGCUGCCAGAACUACGUGGUCAGAGAUCUCCGGGAGAUGCCCGUGGACAAGAUGGUAGAUCUGAGUGGGACCCAGCUACGCCAUUUCCCCGGGCACGUGUGCUCCUUCCGGGAGCUGGUCAAGCUCUACCUGAGUGACAACCACCUCAACAGCCUGCCUCCUGAGCUGGGGCAGCUGCAGAAUCUGCAGAUCCUGGCCCUGGAUUUCAACAACUUCAAGGCUCUGCCCCAGGUGGUGUGUACUUUGAAACAGCUCUGCAUCCUCUACUUGGGUAACAACAAACUUUGCGACCUCCCCAGUGAGCUGAGCCUGCUUCAGAAUCUCCGGACCCUGUGGGUCGAGGCCAACUGCCUCACCCAGCUGCCGGAGGUGGUCUGCGAGCUGAGUCUCCUAAAGACUCUGCAUGCCGGCUCCAAUUCUCUGCGUCUGCUGCCAGGCCAGCUCCAGCGCCUCCGAGAGCUGCGGACCAUCUGGCUCUCAGGCAACCUGCUGACUGACUUCCCCCCCGUGCUGCUGCACAUGCCCUUCCUGGAGGUGAUCGACGUGGACAGGAACAGCAUCCGUUACUUCCCCAGCCUGGCCCACCUGUCGAGUCUGAAGCUGGUCAUCUAUGACCACAAUCCCUGCAGGAACGCACCCAAGGUGGCCAAAGGCGUGCGCCGCGUGGGAAGAUGGGCAGAGGAGACGCCAGAGCCUGACCCCAGAAAAGCCAGACGCUACGCCUUGGCCACGGAGGAAAGUCAGGAGGGAGAGGCACUUGUCCUGCCUCCUCUACUUCUUCCUCCCAACUCCUGA
Molecule: messenger RNA, 840 nt
Organism: Prionailurus viverrinus (fishing cat)
Lineage: Eukaryota; Metazoa; Chordata; Mammalia; Carnivora; Felidae
Gene: LRRC10
Product: leucine rich repeat containing 10
Exons: 1
Coding region: 1-840 (279 amino acids)
Molecular function (GO): protein binding
Source: RefSeq, a predicted model, not a curated record